Messenger RNA from Oreochromis aureus, 730 nucleotides. Its product is annotated as stress-associated endoplasmic reticulum protein 1. The coding region runs from base 98 to 295 and encodes 65 amino acids. The record is from RefSeq and is a predicted model, not a curated record. Gene Ontology annotation, biological process: endoplasmic reticulum unfolded protein response. Lineage: Eukaryota; Metazoa; Chordata; Actinopteri; Cichliformes; Cichlidae. Gene Ontology annotation, cellular component: endoplasmic reticulum. The transcript is spliced from 3 exons.
GACAAACGAGAGUCGGUCCCAGUGCGUGAAGCAGCAGAGCGACGAGCGCGAGGACGAAACGACGACAAACAAACAAACAAACAACAGCGACGACAAGAUGGUGGCCAAACAGAGGAUCCGCAUGGCGAACGAGAAACACAGCAAGAACAUCACGCAGAGAGGAAACGUGGCCAAGACGACGAGGAGCCUCACCGAUGACAAAGGUGUGGGGCCGUGGCUGCUCGCCCUCUUCAUCUUCGUCGUCUGUGGAUCCGCCAUCUUCCAGAUCAUCCAGAGCAUCAGGAUGGGCAUGUAGAGUGACGUCAUUGACGGGGGCGGGGCCACGGAAGGCGCGGCGAACGCCAACACCAUCGGAGCGCCGUGUUGCCACCCCAACCCGACCAAAACAUUCCUGAACUCUGACCGCGGUCACCUGAGCAGACCAACCCCCUGCCCCCCCUCCUCAAACAAACCCCGCCCCCUGAUACCAGCCUGUUAUCUGUUGAUUUAACCUGUCGCCACCCACUGUCCUUCUCACAGUGUUCAUGUUUCACUCUGUGCCUUUCUGUGUAUACCUGAGCUUUGGCCACGCCCCCCUGCGGGGCCAGCUGCAGACCAAAGUGAUGGUGGCGUCUGGACAUGAAGGUCUUUUGAAUCAGAAGGUAGUGAGGAGCUCACAGGUGAGCCUGCACCGUGUGCAGCUGCACCUGAACAUUCCCGUUCACUCAAUAAAGUUCACUUUGAAUACGGA